This is a messenger RNA of Ornithodoros turicata, 937 nucleotides long. It is a transcript of the gene Cox11, whose product is annotated as cytochrome c oxidase assembly protein COX11, mitochondrial-like. The transcript has 5 exons. Gene Ontology annotation, molecular function: copper ion binding. NCBI's taxonomy places the organism in Eukaryota, Metazoa, Arthropoda, Arachnida, Ixodida, Argasidae. Gene Ontology annotation, cellular component: mitochondrial inner membrane. The coding region runs from base 154 to 807 and encodes 217 amino acids. The record is from RefSeq and is a predicted model, not a curated record.
GUGUUGCGUGCUCGCCCUGCUCCCUGCCGGCUCUUCCAGCGUUCCAGCUGUCUCGCACAUGCAGUGUGGUGUGUUCCGUCUGUACGAAAGUUUGUCUUGUGCUCUGCUCAAAUCAGAAUGUGAUGAACUUUUACCGAACAUACCUUGCAAACGAUGCUGUCUGUCCUGCUGCGGUGCAAAACGCCCCUCAGAGUUACAAAAAUAAACUAUGCACUCGUUAGGUAUUCUGGUAGCUACCGCGAACAAAAAAACAGGAGCCUUCUGCUUUACGUGUCUGCCUUUACCAUCUUCGUUGGCGGCUGUAGCUAUGCCGCUGUGCCAUUGUAUAGACUCUUCUGUCAGUCGACAGGACGGGGUGGGAGAGCAGUGGCUGAAGACCUAGGCGAGAAGAUGGUUGGACUGAAGAAAGUAUCACACAGGUUGAUCAGAGUCACCUUUAAUGCAGACACUGCCUCCGGACUGCGUUGGAACUUCAGACCAAGGCAGCAAGAUGUCACGGUUUAUCCAGGAGAAACGGUGCUGGCAUUCUACUCAGCCAAGAACCCCAGCAAUGAACCAGUAAAUGGGAUUGCUACGUACAACAUCAUUCCUUUUGAAGCUGGCAAAUACUUUAACAAAAUCCAAUGCUUUUGUUUCGAGGAGCAGCGGCUAAAUCCCCACGAAGAGGUGGACAUGCCGGUCUUCUUCUACAUUGACCCAGAGUAUGCGGAGGAUCCAAGAUUGGAACAAGUUGAUGAUUUGACACUCUCAUACACCUUUUUUGAAGCCAAAGAAGGACUCAAGCUUCCUGUGCCCACUAUUCGGUGACCCUUCUAUCACUUAGGUAUCUUGACUUUGUACGAUGUUGUCUGCUAUGAUUUCACAUCACACUGAUAGGCUUCCCAACAAUUUCUAGUUGAUACGUUUGGUUUAAUAAAUGUAGAUGUUGCAAAUGCUG